AUGUUCGCUCCGAGCUGCCUCGUCCUCCUCGCCGCCGCCCUCGGCGCCUCGGCCAAGCCCGUGCCCGAGACGUGCACGACGACCAUGAUGGCCCCCUUCCCGCAGAUGCAGAUGGGCCCGACGCUGACCGUCUGGCCGACGACGGUGGUCGAGACGGCGGCCGUCGAUUGCGGCGACUGCCUGCUCCAGGUCGGCCACCGCGGUCGGGGACCCGGUCCCGUUCGCCAGAUCACGGCCACCGUCACCGCCGCCGAGCCUUCGACGACGACCGUGUACGAGUGCAAGGCGACGGGAAACUAA
This is a messenger RNA of Drechmeria coniospora, 300 nucleotides long. RefSeq lists its product as uncharacterized. NCBI's taxonomy places the organism in Eukaryota, Fungi, Ascomycota, Sordariomycetes, Hypocreales, Ophiocordycipitaceae. The record is from RefSeq and is a predicted model, not a curated record. Bases 1 to 300 code for a protein of 99 amino acids. The transcript has a single exon.